Molecule: messenger RNA, 814 nt
Organism: Suillus discolor
Lineage: Eukaryota; Fungi; Basidiomycota; Agaricomycetes; Boletales; Suillaceae
Exons: 4
Coding region: 133-564 (143 amino acids)
Source: RefSeq, a predicted model, not a curated record
GUUGCCUUUGUUUCCCAGCUCGUCUGCUUUGUUGUCAUGUACAUUAUCUGUAGCUGUAUAUAAGGUCUCUCUUCGAAGACUCACCUUUGUUCAUCCUGUCUUCUUCUUUCGCACUCUUUUACUCAAUCCAUAAUGCGCUUUGCUGUCGUCGUUCUUACUCUCUCCGUCGCUGUCUCGUCCGCGUUUGCGGCAUUGAUCGCACGUCAAAGCUUGCCCAAUUGCGCUGUCCCUUGCCUGACGGAUGCUGACUUUGGCAACUGUUCUUCUACCGACGACAACUGUCUUUGCCACAGCCAGGCUUUCAUCAACAGCACCACAACCUGUAUUCAAGCAUCUUGUACGGGCUCUGACCUCACAAAUGCCGACGCAGCUUCCCAAUCACUCUGUGCUGCAGUGGGCGUCACCUUGACCGCUGGCAGCGCUGCUGCGACGGCUACCUCAUCAUCCAAUAGUACCGCCACUGCUACCACAGCCAAGCCUUCGUCUUCCAACGCUGCAUCAUCGCAUAGCAUUAACAUGCUGACUGGUGUAGCAGCCUUUGCCAUCAUGGCAGCGUCAUUAUAGAGGGAUUGCGAGUCAUCUCACUAUCAUUAUUCUUUCGCAUUCUUUUGCGCAUUAGAACUUGUCAGGGUGUUUUGAAGUUGACGUUGAGCGCUGAGCAUUAACUCACGAUUACCUGAUUGAUUUCUUGCAUGCGAUUCCGAGUCGAUAGAGGAGAAAUUUAUGGGGUUAUAUAGUUAUCUAUGUAGUUAAACUUCGUCAUUCAUCUACUCGGUCGCCACGUUAGGCAAUUUAUUUGAUUUUGUGUGCACAA